Molecule: messenger RNA, 525 nt
Organism: Callorhinchus milii (elephant shark)
Lineage: Eukaryota; Metazoa; Chordata; Chondrichthyes; Chimaeriformes; Callorhinchidae
Product: classical arabinogalactan protein 9-like
Exons: 2
Coding region: 1-525 (174 amino acids)
Source: RefSeq, a predicted model, not a curated record
AUGGCACAGAAGAAGCCCAUUUGGCUCAUUGUGUUUGCCGGCUCCCUCAAACCAGCUUCUAGCCCCCGGACCGGCUUCCAGCCCCCGGACCCUCUUGCAGCCCCCGGACCCGCUUCUAGGCCUAGCAUCCGCUUCCAUCCUUCGGUCACGCUUGCAGCCCCCGGAUGCGCUUCGAGCUUCGGAACCGCUUCUAUCCCACGGACCCGCUUCCAGCCCCAGGACCCGAUUGCAGCCUCCGGACAUGCUUCAAGCCCCUGGCCCAGCUUCCAGGCCCCGGACACACUUCCAGCCCAUGCACCCGCUUGCAGCCCCCUGACCGGCUUCCUGCACCCGGACCCGCUUCCAGGCCCCGGACACACUUCCAGCCCAUGGACCCGCUUGCAGCCCCCUGACCGGCUUCCUGCACCCGGACCCGCUUCCAGCACCCGGACCGGCUUCCAGCCCCCUGACCCGCUUCCAGCUCCUGGACAAUCUUCCAGGCCCCUAACCCGCUUCCAGCCCUCUGACCCGCUUCCAGCCCCCUGA